Molecule: messenger RNA, 1423 nt
Organism: Aspergillus saccharolyticus JOP 1030-1
Lineage: Eukaryota; Fungi; Ascomycota; Eurotiomycetes; Eurotiales; Aspergillaceae
Product: multidomain presynaptic cytomatrix related protein
Exons: 6
Coding region: 1-1311 (436 amino acids)
Biological process (GO): autophagosome assembly
Cellular component (GO): phagophore assembly site
Source: RefSeq, a predicted model, not a curated record
AUGACCUCUUUGAAUCACUCCGGGAACACCAGGUUCACCGUCUUUAUCCGCCUACCAUGCCCCAGGGGUGACUUUGUGGACCCUCCCCCAAUGGAAUGGAACGCAGCCAAAGAUCAAGCUCUUUGGGACAUUCUCUCACGCCCCUCCAAAGGCGAUGAUCUAGAUUGGAAAGCAUUGUACCAACACACACCACAAUUUUGCUCUACACACGUACUGACUUGUCUCUCUGAACGAAGAGCAGAUCACUUUGAAGUCACGCUUCAGUUUUUACUUCAGCAGGCAGCGUGGCUUUACGAUCGUCAGCUAUCACAAGUGCGUGCACAAAUGCGCAAGGUUCCAACCACGCAAUCGACUUCGACUUCGCCCGCUCCCGGCUCAAUAUCCGGCAGUGCUGCCCUCGGUCAAGCCAAAGGUGCCUCAAACAAUGCCCCAAGAACUACCAGUCGUCUGGCCUCGCAACAGAAAGAGCCUGUGCCUGUGCCCCAACGAGCUCCGAUUCCAAGACGCACAAGCUCGACAACAACCAUCAAUCAAUUAAAGUCCGCCCGAGAACCGAUGCGCACCGAGCCCGCGGCGACCGAGCCGAAAGAGCCGACUCGAGAAAUUCACACUUCACGGCCAUCUGGCAGCCGACGAGAUCCCCCUGUGCCAAAGUCGCCGACUCUGGAAGAAGAAGAUCUAACUAGUAGUUCCUCCGAGUCAGAAUCCGACGAGGACGAACGGAUGGCAAGCCGCCGGGGACUCAGAUUUAGGCCCUUCGGCAAGUUCUCCACACAUAAACCGGGUCUACGAGAUGAUGAAGAGGAGGAGGAUGAUUCCCCUGCCUUCCUACCCCUGUCAUCUGGUCCAGCUCACGUUCAUCAUCAUCCCUCGGGUCCAGAUCUCAAUGCCACGUUACGGAUGAACGAGGACGAACCUGCGGGCCCCCGACGACGUCCCACCGAACAACAGAUCCAUGUACAUAGAAAGCCCCCCACGGCCGAGUCAUCCACGAGCUCAGUCAGCUCUGGUGUUCCAGUGACUUUCCCAGCCACUGAUCGUCGUCGACAUAUGCAUCAAAGCGGCGGCACAUUGAGCCCCCGUCGCGGUCCCGAAGGAGCCCCGUUCAGUCCGCGCCGGUCUCUUGCAUCUGCUGGUCGAGAAACCAGCGACGGUACGCCUAGUAUGGGAAGUAGCUUUAGUGAUCUAGAUGAUGCCAGCGUCACGCAGUCGGCGCUCGAGGAGGCCAUCAUGAGCAAUAUGCAGCAUGGAGGAAUGGCAAGCCGCAUGAGUACUAUCAGCCAGGCUUUGCGAAGUCGCUAUCUGCCUUGAUAUGAAUUCUUGUUUUCACGCUCUUUGUACUUGCGCUUAAGCUAACUACAUUUCUGCCCGAUUAUCCUGGUAGAGCAAGGCCCACAACCAUUUAAUUUCAAGUUUGAUCAAG